Messenger RNA from Cylindrotheca closterium, 3315 nucleotides. The record is from the annotation of a GenBank genome assembly. Lineage: Eukaryota; Bacillariophyta; Bacillariophyceae; Bacillariales; Bacillariaceae.
AUGGUCCGAAAGAAACUAGACGAGCGUGUACGCACACUGAUUGAGAGGGGAGUCAUGAAAAAUGAGCGAUCGCUCCUUGUUUUGGUGGGCGACUAUGGAAAAGAUCAAGUUCCAAACCUUCAUCAAAUUCUAAGCAAGACAUCUGUCCAGAGUCGGCCAAAUGUUCUUUGGUGCUACAAGAAAGAUCUUGGAUUUUCUACGCAUAGAAAGAAGAGAAUGAAGAAAUUGAAACGAGACAAAGCUAGAGGGUUAAUUUCGGGAUCCGACUCUUCUGACAAUUUUGAGCUUUUCAUCGGUUCUACUGACAUCAACUGGUGUUACUACAAGGAUUCCCACCGCGUUCUCGGAUCAACUGUGGGUAUGCUGGUUCUUCAAGACUUUGAGGCAUUGACUCCCAAUCUCAUGGCAAGAACCAUCGAAACAGUGCAAGGUGGUGGCCUUGUUGUUUUCCUGAUGCGAAGUGUGAAGUCCCUCAAACAACUCUACACCAUGACGAUGGACGUUCAUGCGCGCUAUAGAACCGAAUCUGCUGUAGACGUCGUUCCGAGGUUCAAUGAACGGUUCAUUCUAUCCUUAACAAAAUGUCAAAACUGCCUUGUUUGCGACGAUGAACUAAAUGUGUUGCCGGUUUCCCGAAGAACAUUGCAUUCUCUUUCUCCCGGUCAAAUCGACAAGGGAGAUGCCGGAGAAGUAAUACUGAGAGAUAAUGAAGAAGACACAGAGUUGAAGGAGUUGAAAGAAUCUCUUCUCGAAACACCUCACGUUGGUGCACUGGUGGAAUUGGCAAAAACUCUUGACCAAGCGAAAGCCCUUGUCGUAUUUUUGGAAGCAUGCUCAGAAAAGACCACGAAAGCUUCAACGGUUACAAUGACAGCUGCGAGAGGAAGAGGGAAAUCUGCGGCUAUUGGACUGUGUCUUGCAGGUGCAAUUUCUCUUGGAUAUUCCACUGUGGCUUUAACCGCACCAGAACCGGAGAACUUGGUUUCGGUGUUUGAUUUUCUUGUUCGGGGGCUUGUUGCGCUCAAGUAUCAAGAGCACAUGGAUUAUUCCGUAACCUACAGCAAUGCUUCUGGUCGAGAGUCAAUUAAGUGCAUUACUGCUAUUCACAUUCAUCGAAGUCAUCGACAGGUAAUUCAGUACAUCCCAGCACAUGAAAAAGACAAGUUUGCAUCUUCCGAAAUCGUGGCAAUUGACGAGGCUGCUGCUAUCCCACUCCCCAUCGUGCGUGGUCUUAUGCACCAACCUAAUCGGCUAACUUUCUUGAGUUCAACCAUUAAUGGGUAUGAAGGAACUGGUCGAUCUCUAAGUUUGAAAUUGAUAAAGGAGCUGCGAGAUCAAAAAGGUGGAAGAGCUGCAGAGUUGAAUGCUGCGAGUGAAGCGGCUAGAAAUAUAGCAGGAUCGCGAGCAAAGAAAGGAGAAACCAAGGUUCACGAGCAGCGUUAUAGGGCCGCUGCAGAAGCUGCGGACGAAGAUGUACUCUCGGGACCUCUUCGAGAAAUCGACCUAUCUACCCCCAUUCGAUAUUCAGAAGGAGACGGGGUGGAAGCGUGGUUGAACAACCUUUUGUGUCUCAAGUGUGGAUCUAGUUCGCAACUGAGGCUACAUGGCGGUGCACCGGCGCCAGCAGACUGCGAAUUAUAUGGCGUUGAUAGAGAUGCACUCUUCAGCUAUCACAAGCUCUCUGAAGCUUUCUUGCAGAAGCUCAUGGGGCUAUAUACAAGUGCCCACUACAAGAAUACACCAAACGAUCUUCAAAUGCUUUCUGAUGCUCCAGCCCACUCUUGUUUUGUGCUUCUGUCUCCAUCCGCAGAGAAGGACAGCAAUUCCCUUCCAGAUAUCUUGGCCGUCGUCCAAGUAGCACUAGAAGGAAAGAUCUCGCGGAAGGCGGUUGAGGCACAGCUGGCGAGAGGACAUCGCUCUGCCGGUGACUUGAUCCCAUGGACGAUUUCACAGCAGUUUGGAGAUGCCCAGUUCGCGCAAUUAAGUGGUGCUCGCAUAGUCCGGAUCGCUGUCCACCCUUCCGUGCAAUCGAUGGGAUAUGGGUCGCGAGCAGUUGAGCUGCUUCAACGCUUUUACAACGGUGAAAUGGUGUCGCUGGCCAACGAAGGGGGUGAAGACGGUGAAGAUGAUGAUUCAAUGCACGAUGGUGACGAAACAGAGGCAGAGAGUGUCGAGGAGGAUCAAACGAAAAGCACCAAGACUGGUAUUCAAAGCGAGAAGCUAGCUCCUCGAAAGGAGCUUCCACCGCUACUGCUUCCUUUGACGGAGAUUGAAGCUCCUCGUCUUGAUUGGGUCGGAACUUCGUUUGGCCUUACGCUACCCUUGCAGAAGUUCUGGACGAGGGCAGGUAUGCAAAUGCUCUACCUCCGUCAAACGAAGAACGAGUUGACAGGAGAGCACUCCACAAUUAUGCUGAGGGCGCUUUCGAAGACUUCAAGAGUCAACAAUACUUGGUUAGACUCCUUUGUGCAAGACACACAACGGCGAUUUAUAGCGUUGCUUGGUGGCCCAUUCCGGGAUGUCGAAAUUCGACUAGCAAUUUCAUCACUUGAACAAAUGGCUGAAUCUUGUGCCAAAGGCGGAUCAACCAAGAUUAAAGCUGAAGAGCUCGACUACAUGCUUACUUCACAUGACUUGAAGAGAUUAGAGCUGUAUGGACGAAACCUAUGCGACCACCAUCUGAUCACAGAUCUGCUUCCAACCGCGUCACGUCUUUACUUUUCAAAUAGAUUUGGCAACGACUUCAAGCUGUCAAGUGUCCAGGCUGCAAUCCUAUGUGGUAUAGGCUUACAGAACCGCGAAGUUGAUUCGCUUACAAAGGAACUAGGUCUACCGUCAAACCAGCUGCUCGCAAUGUUCAACAAAGCAAUUCGGAAGAUAUCGAUUGCACUUAACAACAUUGUCGAAGACAAGGAGAAGGAAGCUCUAUUGAGCGGUGAAGAAAGAAUGAAGGCACAGGAGGCAGUUGAAGGCAUGCGUGAUGUAGCUUCAUCGACGCUGGAAGAAGACACGGCCGCAGCUGCACGUGACGCGAUGAAAAGCUUGGGCGCCUUAAGUGCACAGCAGCUCCCUUCGAAAGUUACGAAGGAUCGGUCGUUAAUGCAAUUUGCCGUUAAAGGAUCUGAUGAACAGUGGACAAAAGCUCUCGAAGGGAAGGAUAUUAGUGCGUCUGGUACUAUUCAGAUCAAAAGUGUACGUGAAAAGCGAAAGCAACUCGACGAAGAGGAUUUCCAGAAGGCAGCCGAUAAUGAUAAAGCGACAAAGAAACAAAAGCCGAACAAAACGAAGAAGAAAAAAGGCCGAAAGUCGUUGUAG